AUGCCGAGUAGGAAUGAAAUCGUGCCGCUGGACGCUUCCAUUUCAGCUGCCGAGUGCUCAGAACCAAAUCCACGCCCCGGUCCGGGAGUAGUGACAGUACCAGUGCUACCGAAACUUAAAGUGAAAACCUUCGGCAGCAAGGCAAAAGCUACCACGGCAGAAAUGGCGUCAGUACAGGAACGACGAAUGCUACUCGUACAAGCACAACGACGAUACACAGCCUUUCAAGUCUUCUACGGCUUUUCCGGUCUGGCACUUAUGAUGAUGCAGAUGGAGUAUGUGUGGCUCGCCAAUACUAGGACUUUGCCCGAAUCGUGUCCUGUGGAAUCGACGACACAAUGCCCUCUCUGUUUCCAAGCCUUAGACACGAACGUACCAGUGAGCGAAGGGCGAAUGGUUUUAUUGGCUCUGCGCGUGCUUAUGUCAUUCUCCACAACACUUAUGCUGUACUAUAUCUAUCUCUACUACGCAGCGGAAUGCGAAGUCAUGAAACUCAAAAAUAUUAUGCCACCGACAGCGACGUUGCUGAGCUCUUCGUUGCGACACACAUUGCUUAUUGAAAUGGCGGUAUUAGCUGUACAUCCAUUCCCCGGAAUUGAGGACGUGGAUCCGAAAUGGCCACAGCUUACGGUUGCUGCCAGUCUUUUAAUGUUCACGCGGGUAAUCUUCAUAAUUCGAGUGGUGCAAUUCCGCAACUCGUUCAAUUCGAGCAAUGGAUGGUUUAUUGGAGCUCUUACUAAUGUCGAUUUUAAUGCUACGUUCUUCAUGAAAUCGACACUGAAAAAUCACCCCACCAGUUGUCUGAUGGCGAGCUUCGCUGUGCUUGGGUUUGCUGCUGGGUAUUCAUUGUAUGUGGCGGAGCGCUUCUUAUGUGCUUUUAAAGCGGAUUCCUGCUGUCAGCCCAUGCUACUAGGCGACGCAAUCUGGAUGCUGGUCAUAACAAUUCUCACCAUCGGAUACGGUGACGUCGUACCGCGGACAACUUUAGGUCGUGCCAUCGCAGUAACUGCCGGAGUCUUCGGUACGCUUUCCACCGCAGUGACAAUUGCAGUCAUGAGCAACUACUUAGUACUCACACGUUCCGAGCACAAGGUCAAUGCGUUCCUCAAGAAAGACGAACAUCGGCGGCUUUUAAAUGACCAUGCAGCUCGAGCACUCCAGGCAUUUGCACAGCUCCGUGCAGCUCAACGUCGGCAUAACCGAGCUGCUUCAUUGGAAGUAGGGGAAACGACAGGAACGACGAGUACGAAACGAGCACUGCGUCGUGCAGAGCUCAAACUGUUCACGGUUCUGUCAAAGUAUCGACAAGUGAAGCGACGAGUGCAUUCCCAUGACGUUAGCGAUCCCAUCGAUUCACAGAUGACCAUGCUGGAAAUGAUGGAGGUUAACGUCGAGUACAUUCGCACGAAGAUUGAGGAAUUAUCCGAGCUGUUCUUGGCCCAAAAUGGAGUUCGAUCACAUAGUAAGCGUAAUCUAAGCAACAUAAUUGCUGCCGCUACCAUCCCAGAAUCAGUCACGGACACUACAACCUACUCGUCGAUACAAAGUGGAGGAGGAUGCUCAGUAUCGUUACCACCCACCCGUAGUUCUAUUACUCUUUUACAGCAGCUUCAGCAGCAACCAAGCCAACUGCAGUGGUCACUUCGGCAACCUCAACAGCAGCAACCAAAUCAGCCCAAACAGCAGACGCCAACCUCGCAGUCGAUACUUAGCAGUUCUAUAGCCUACGAGGCAACUAGUGUUGGCGCUGAUACCCAAGCCGCCACAUCAUCAUCAGACAAUGUCCCUCGUUGGGCUAUAAUGAUGGAGUUGACACUUCAGAGUCUCCUGGAGCAAGUAUCUCGAGUAUCGGGCGAAGUGGAAGCCCUGAAAUCUCGCAUACAUGCACAGUCUGAAACCCUCGAAAGUCGAUUAAUGAACCUCGAGAAGCGUCUAGUAGUAUCCGAUGCAUUGAACGAAAUGUCGAGGACUCGGGGCUCCACACGAAACCUCUUUCUUCGUGCAUUAAAGUCCACUGAAGAGUCACCAGCUUUUGAAACUUCACCGAGGCAACGACGUGUCAGCGCCACUGCCACACAUCGGCCAUCCAUACACAACUUUGUUACAGCAUCAGAGUUGCUCGAGUUCCAAACACCAAACGAAGAGCAGGGCAAAGGAUGA
Messenger RNA from Phytophthora infestans T30-4, 2160 nucleotides. Its product is annotated as Voltage-gated Ion Channel (VIC) Superfamily. The transcript is spliced from 2 exons. Bases 1 to 2160 code for a protein of 719 amino acids. Gene Ontology annotation, molecular function: small conductance calcium-activated potassium channel activity; calmodulin binding. The record is from RefSeq and is a predicted model, not a curated record. Lineage: Eukaryota; Oomycota; Peronosporomycetes; Peronosporales; Peronosporaceae. Gene Ontology annotation, biological process: potassium ion transport. Gene Ontology annotation, cellular component: plasma membrane.